AUGGCUAAGAGAGCUUUGGGUUUAGGUCAAAAGAACAAGGAAAAGAAGAGAAAGGUCGACAAUUCGAACUCUAAUAAUGAGCCUAAUAGAAAUUCACCAGCACCAGGUGCAGAUCAAAUUCAAGUGGAAAUGGAUGAAAACGCUGAUUUAGACGAUGAAUUGACACAAUUGAAGGGGCUUUGGAACAAUUACUUUCACAGUGAUAGAGAAAGUGAAUACGUUUUAAACGGUAUAAUCCACGAGUGCGAUAGAUUAUUGCGUCAAUCCGAUAGUGACGAAAAGACUAAAAAACUUCUCAACGACGAGUUCUAUGCGAUCUAUGCGUUGGCAUUAUCAGAACUGACCAUCUUCAAGACUGAACAAGAGGGUGAGGACGUUUCACAAUAUUUUGAUCAGGCUUUGGAAUGGGCUGAAAUCGGUAUGGAAAAAACUUCUAAAGACUCACAGCUAUUACAACUUGCUGUUUCCAAGAUAAUACUUCAACGUAUCCCAUUGCAGUUUAUUUCCAAAUUAACAGUUGACAGUAAACCUGAAGAUGUCAAUCUGGAUCUAUUUGAACAAUUGCAAAGGGCUAAAAAAUGUUUUAACGUUGAGAAAGAUUUAGAAUUGGCCUACGAGGUGCUACAGAUGUUUGACGAUCUCUUAGACAUGUUGGAAAAUUUCGGUCAUGGUAACAACAUCGACGAAGGGUUGGAUAGUGAUGAAGAAGACGAAAUAGAACCUGUGAAAUUAAACAAAAAGCACCCACUUUACCGCCUUCAAAAAGCCAUACCAGAAAACUACGCUUGGUUAAAGGAAACGAUGGUUAAGCUGUUCGAGAACAUUGAAGAAACCACACUUCGCCGUAACGUCGCCAGAACUCUGGGACAUCUUUUCUUGAAAGCGGCAGAAGAACCUACAAGCGUAUUCAUGCAACAAUACGACGACGAAGAUGAAGAGGAAGAAACAGAGGACAAAGAAGUACCAAAGGAAAUCAAGCAGGCUCAAAAGGAGGCACUCUCCCAUACCCGUACUGCUCUUGACUACUUGGAAAAGGCACAAGUGGAGGACGAGCCAGAGACUUGGGUAGAAGUCGCGGAAGCAUACAUCGAUUUGGGUAACUUGCAUGACUACCAAUCUUCAGAACAAGAAAAGGCCUACAAAGUGGCAGAAGAUAUACUAAAAAAGGCCAACAGAGCAUCCCAUGGUAGAUUCCAAGAUAUCCUGGAUAAUUUACUUGCCAAAGACCAGGAUUAA
Molecule: messenger RNA, 1236 nt
Organism: Zygosaccharomyces rouxii
Lineage: Eukaryota; Fungi; Ascomycota; Saccharomycetes; Saccharomycetales; Saccharomycetaceae
Gene: ETT1
Product: Ett1p
Exons: 1
Coding region: 1-1236 (411 amino acids)
Biological process (GO): positive regulation of SREBP signaling pathway; positive regulation of cellular response to hypoxia; translational termination
Cellular component (GO): nucleus
Molecular function (GO): protein binding
Source: RefSeq, a predicted model, not a curated record